UCUUCAGGCGGCCAAGCCGACUUCCUGACGCUCUCUUACGAAGGAGCAGGUCCCUUCCGUGUGCGCGUCACAGCCGAAACAGGGGAGGAAGUAACAAGCGAACCGGUGGCUGUGGAGGCCACCGAAGAUGAGCUGGCUGCGCAGCAGGCGCUGGGUGACCAGUUUGCUUUGGAAGAUUUCCUGCACUUGAUCGAGUCAAUCCUGGAGCAAGAAGGUUCAACCACUCUGGAAGCGGCCGAAGUCAAUGACUGGCUGCUGUUGGGCGGCAAGCCAGCUGCCGAGCUGGCCGCUAAAGCCAACCCACAGGCCGUGACGCACGUGCUGAACUGCUGCGAACCCUGGUUUGUAGAAGGCGAAAAUAGCAGGAACCUCUCCUACUCUGGGAUCGAAGCUUAUGACGAGCCGGGAUACAGGCUCCUUGACGAGCACUAUGCCACAGUCAUUCGGCCAACGCUGGACAGUGCUCGCGGUUCUGGCGGACGCUGCCUUGUCCACUGCGCCAUGGGCGUGAAUCGCUCGGCUUUGGUUUGUGCAGCGUAUCUCAUCGAUGCUAUUGGCAUGGACUUGCUGCCUGCGCUGAUGUUGUUGAAGCAAAAACGAGGACAUGUUCUCGGGAAUCGGAGCUUUCAGCUCCAGUUGAUAGAGUUCGCAGCAAAGCGUGACCGUUUGGGCAAGAUGGAAAACAGCAGCCAGCAGUCUUGCGGGUACCAUGCGCGGGUCUUGCUCACCAUGUGGUUCAAGAAGGAUGCUCAGGCGGAGGGUGGAGACGGUGGUGUUAAAGCCUUGCGCCUGCUCUUUCGACUGGGCAGGCAAGCCGCUUUCCAAGGGCUCUUGCAAAUGCUCUCUGACUUGGUGGUGAUGCUCCUGGAAGAAGCGCCGGUGCUAGGACAGAGGAUGGAGCUGGAGAUUUUGGGCAUUCUCGGGGCUCGGAAAGAGGUGCCGGCGAGGGACAUCUACCAGCCGCUGUUUCCUUUGAUGAGCCGCAAUCCACAGCUCUUUGAGGACUCCCUCAAGGCAGUCGCACGGAGGACACGAGCCGCCUCGCCCGAUGCACUUCUGCUUGCUCCCAUCCCGGAGGCAGAGCGACCACGAGGGCCCAAGAAAUCACUUCUUCCGGCCUCGGCGCUCCUCGUCCUUCAGACGCUGGUCAACGAAAUUUGCUUCGGCGUGGAUGUCCAGUUCAGGACAACCUUCCCGAAGCUUCACGAAGUGGCAUCGAAGACAUUGGAGCAGGCUAAGGACUGCCACGGGCUUCUGGAUCAGGAGGCUCCGAAUUCGAGCUCGGGCAGCCUUCCUCCCGCCUACCCGCUGGCGCUCGGCCCCGGCCUCGAUGCUUUCAAGCAGUUUUCACUCAAAGGGUCUCAGGCCUGA
Symbiodinium necroappetens is the source of this 1371-nucleotide messenger RNA. NCBI's taxonomy places the organism in Eukaryota, Dinophyceae, Suessiales, Symbiodiniaceae. The record is from the annotation of a GenBank genome assembly.